Molecule: messenger RNA, 1307 nt
Organism: Arachis stenosperma
Lineage: Eukaryota; Viridiplantae; Streptophyta; Magnoliopsida; Fabales; Fabaceae
Exons: 4
Coding region: 378-1211 (277 amino acids)
Cellular component (GO): membrane
Source: RefSeq, a predicted model, not a curated record
AAUUCUUCUAUUUUAUCACAAUUUCUCUAAGACUCACAUAAAGUGACUGAAAUCUGAGUUUAAAGUGUUCUAUUCUAUUAUUCGCACAAUACAUUUUCAAAUUUUCAUGUUUAAGCUUGGGUUGUUUUAUCAUUUAAUUAGGUACGCUGCGUUUAUUGUGCUGUGGGAAAAUUUGGAUCAUGUACCAGGAAGAAGAACCUCUAUUCGGAAACCUUUUCUGGCCUCCCAUUUAGCUACUAUGAUUUCCUUAAGUGGAUCGUACUAUUUGAUUUCUUUGAGAAAUUUCACUGAUCACAAUCUCUUUAAAUGACACGUGACCUUGCUUUGGUUUUUCCCACAAUCUUCAUUUGCUGCACCAUUGCAAGGUUUGGAGCACAAUGAAGUUAAAAUUCAAAAAGUUGUUAGAUGCACAACUUCAAAAUUUGGGCUUUAACGCAUUUUCAAGGCCUAUAGCAUCUGGGGUACCCUAUGAUGCCAAAGUGCCCAAAACCCUAAAAGGGGUUAAGGUCUCGGCAAUGAGGCUUAGGAGUGAUAGUUUGUGGCAUAGAGGUGUUCAAUUCUACAAAGAAUUUGAGAUCCCAAAAAGGGUUAUUGAGCACCCUUUUGUUGAGAAGCUUGUAUUGGUAUACCAAAACUUAGGCAAUUUGUCUAAUAAAUAUUACCCUUUACAUGGUUACACAUAUUUGGCUCCAGUUUUGGGUCUACUGGCCUAUAAUGGUACCAAUUUGUCUCAUUCAAUGGUACCUGAAUUAUUGCACAUUAGAGCUUAUAAAAAUCCAAUUUUGAUAAAGUUUUCUAAUAUCAAUUUACCCCAAUCAGGUUCAUUGUCUAAGUGUGUGUACUUUGGUUUAAAUGGUUCAGUACAAUUUGACACACUAUUACCCAAUAAUGUAUGUUCAAGUUUCCAACAAGGGCAUUUCUCAAUAGUGGUGGAAUCAAAAUCAGUUCCCCCAUCACCACAUGACCCUAACAAGAAGUAUGAUUUUUGUAUACUAAUUCCUUGUUUGGUUGGUGGGUUUUUGUUGUUGGUCAUAUUGGGUGUAGUUGUUGGUGUUGUGAGAAGAGCCAAACAAGGUGCAAGGAUACAACAUUUAGAAUAUGUAGCUGAUAAUAGUGAAGCUUUGGAGAUAAAAUAUAUUGGGGGCACAAAGUUGCCAUCAGCAGGAAGGAUUCGAACAAGACCAGAGAUAGAACACACUUACAUUUUUUAGAACAAUAUAUAUUACAUUUUUGUAAGGCUCAAACUGCCUCUGACAGAUGAGAUAUAAAAUAAAUACAGAAAUUGAAAGAUAUAAAAUUUUCUUGCA